This is a messenger RNA of Folsomia candida, 1515 nucleotides long. RefSeq lists its product as uncharacterized. Bases 28 to 1215 code for a protein of 395 amino acids. NCBI's taxonomy places the organism in Eukaryota, Metazoa, Arthropoda, Collembola, Entomobryomorpha, Isotomidae. The transcript is spliced from 6 exons. The record is from RefSeq and is a predicted model, not a curated record.
ACAACGAUUAGUUCGUGUAGAACGAAGAUGAAGACAAUUUUGAGGAUUAAUUAUAUUUUACAAAAGUUUUAUUCUACAAUUUUAAAAGUUCCACCACACAAAAUGUUAAAAAUAGAACGAAUAAAGUCAUUGCUCAUCAUUAUUUCACUUUUUGCCAGCAAUUGUUUUUGUGAAUUGCCGGACGCCAACAUCACUAGUGAAAAGGAAAAUGGAGCCGCUAACUUUACUCAUGAGACCUGUCAACUUGAAACUGUGAGCUCGAAAGAGUUUCGGACAUUUUACCCAGUAGAAAAUUGGUUUAAUCGAAACGGGGUUAUUGAGCUGCUCGUCAGAUUCAUGGGUAUUGCAGAUGGUCAUAUUGCUCUCACAGCAAACAAUACCACUGACAACCCUCGGAGUGUAUCAAGUUAUGUGAUAAGCUUGGGGGCGUACAACAACAAGGUUUCUGAAAUCCGUCGUGGGCAUAUCUUAGAGCACAAAACAAACACGCCAGGAAUUUUGUCGGAACAUCAGUACCGCGGAUUCCUUGUUCGGUACAACCCAAGAACUGGAGGAAUAGAUGUGUUUCCGGAAGGAAGUGACAUUCCGCUGCUUCACUUGGACGACCCAAAUCCAUUGAUGAUCAAGUAUUUUGCUUUUUCCACGUGGGAUAAUCGUGUCGUUCAAGUUGCCUUCAACUGCAAAGCGAAAGAUGCUUACUCCAGUUUACCACUGAAUGAUGCCGACGACAUGUCCGGUCAACGAAAAACCAGUUCUGAGGUCGGUGAGGUAGUGGAGUUCCUCGUCAGAUUAAAAGGUGUGUCGGAUGGACAUAUCGCACUAUCAGAAAAUGCAGCUGAGGCAGAUCCACUCUAUUUGAUUGUGCUUGGAUCAUACGCUAAUACCGUAUCGGAAAUUCGGAGAUCAAAAUGGGGUGCAAAUAUGGUUCAAGCAAAGACUCCGGACAUCAUGUCAGAUCAACAGUUUCGAGGAUUUUUGAUAAAGUUGGACAGGAAGAACGGAGAAUUGUUGGUGUACCACGAAGGGAGUGAAAUCCCGUUGCUCCACUGGGUUGAUCCACUGCCCCUUCACGUCCAGUACCUUAGUUUUGCAGCCUAUGAUACUGUUGUUGUUCAAGUGGCCUUCAACUGCAAAAUUCCAAGUCAAAAUGUCAUUUCGUCUCGUGCACUCUUGACAACAACUGAACGGGAAAUUGCAGUUAAAUUUGGCUAUUAAAGCCAGCCUAGCGUGCCCAGAUCCUGAAACGGUUGCAAUUUUCUACUAAAAGACAAAAACCAGGGGGUUUCCGGUGUAUUCUUUACAAAUUCAUUAUUCAGCUGACAAGCUGUCGUGCCCAUUGUCAAGAACUAUUUUUAACAAUGGACAACCACUUUUCUUGUGAUGGAUUUUUGUCUAAUUAUUUUUGGCAUAAGACUUUGCAAAUUGUUUUAAAAAACGCACAUAUGUAUGUAUGUACAUGCAAAUAGAUUAGGCAUAAGGAGGAUGAAAUUAAAGUAUGCAUGCAAUUCAAUGACU